UUAGUCCGUAAUCAUCUAUUAGUAAAGUACCAUCUAAAUAAGUACAUAAUGUAUUUAAAAUAUUUUCUACUUCUGUUCCUAGGAGUUCAGCAUGUUUCAGGGAAAAAGAGUUUUACAAUUGUAAUGGACACGACGAAAUCGAUGGAAGACGAAAUUUACUUUUUGAAAGUAAACAUAGCAUCCAUAAUAAACUCGAUUAAAAGUCAACAAUUCUUCGAUUAUAUAUUAAUACCGUUCGGUGAUGAAGAUGUAGAGCCACCUAUAAAGUCAUCAAAUCCUGAUGAUCUUGUUGAUAUCAUACAAUUCAUGGAAGCGAGUGGAGGGCAAGGUUGCCCUGAAAAUUCUUUAGGUGCUAUAGAGACAGCGUUGCAAGCCAGCUUACCAAACUCUUACAUCUAUGUCUUCACUGAUGCUGAAGCAAAGACUCACAGUCAACUGGAAAAUAUAAAACAACUGUGUCGGACUCGCCGAAGCCAGGUAAACAUAUUUAAAAGUGAUGAAUGCGAGCGAAAUACUUCAAAUCAAACUGAAAGAGAUACUAUUUAUUACGAAGUAACUAGAAGCUGUGGCGGAACUGUUUUUCGUUUGAAUUUAGGAAAUUUACGAGACGUCUUUAAGUACAUCAAAGAAAUAACCAAAGUCGAUUGGACUGACGUCAAUACGCACGAAGAGUUUACGAACAAUAAACAGUACACUUUGACAAUUGAUACGUACACGAAGGAACUCAUUGUAGCCGUCUCUGGAAAGUACCCGACGUUACAAAUAUCAAAUAACUUUGGAGACAGUCCUCAUAUAGAAAAACUAAUCGCGACUCAUUCGAUGCUUGUAAUUCGUAUACAAGUUGCGCAACUAGGUGACUUUACCACUGAUGUAGGGUGCCAAGGGAUUGGAGCAGUUACAUUUUACAAAAGAAAUGAAGUACAGUUUCGAUAUGGAUUCUCUCCUCUACAACCGAAUAGUCUCCAAGAAACUGCAUCACGGCCGAUACCAGGACUAAUGAACUAUAUACUGAUAGCACUUCCUGUUGAUUCAUCAUCAGAACUGGUAUCAGUUAAUAUACAAACAGCUGAUAAGCAGAUAUUUGAAAAAAAUGCACAUUAUACAGUCGAUGCAAACAAAGGUCUUUAUCUUGUUCAAAGUUAUUUUGCGCCACAGACAGCUUUCAAAAUAUUGGUAGUAUGUCGAGACAAGAUGAAUUAUCAAGAAAUAACGGGUAGCACCGAAUUUCUUCAUCCACAACAAACAUUAAAUAUUCCACGAAAAUUUACUCCGAGGGCAGAAGUAAUAAAACCAGAACAGACUUUAAUAGAUUUUGGAACUAGUUAUAAAACGGCUUGCAAAGUAUUCGGGUUUCCUACACCAGUUAUUUGGUGGGAAAAUGAUUUGGAAGAAAGAAUACCAUCUCAGAGCGCUCUACUUGAAAUGCCUUCCACGUAUAUUAGUUACGUAACAAUCGCCAAUACAACAAGGAACGGAACGCUUACAUGCAAAUGUAAAAAUGAUGAAGGAGAAAACGAAGCAUCAGUCGAUCUAUACGUCAACAGAACUUUCGUAUUCGACGUCAUCCAGUAUCCAACAGAUGAGACUGUAGAGUAUGGUACUGAAGGAAGGCUCUACUGCGAAGUAAAUGCAUAUCCUGAUGCUGAAAUAAAAUGGUAUCACAAUGAUACAUUGAUUAAAGAAACAAAAAAUAUUAUUAUUUUACAAGAUGAACAUAUUCUUUUAAUAAAAAACAUGACAUUAAACAGUACUGGAGAAUAUAAAUGUGAAAUCGAAAAUGAUGUUGAAACGAAAACGUAUGUGGCUAGCGUUUAUAUAACAGGUUUAGAAGCACCCAAAAUUAAAGUAAAGGAUUUGGAAAUCAUUUUAAAGCCAGGAGACUGGACAGAACAACAAUGCACUGUCUUGAGAGGCAUACCGACACCUGAAGUUUCAUGGAAAUACAAAUUAAACAGUGGUGACUACGAUAAUCUCCCUGAAGGCGUUUAUGUGGAUGGAAAAUCGUUAAAAAUUGCGUCAGCUGAUAAAGAACAUGAAGGUUUUUAUGUUUGUGAGGCAUCAAACAUUUUAGGAGUGGAUGCGCAAGAAUUUUCGGUGAAAGUACAAUAUGCACCGAAAAUAAAAAACGGCGAUGAAUUUAAAGAUGUCAGAGAAGGCGAUUUCGUUGUUCUGCCAUGUGACGUAGACGCUGUUCCUAAGGCAAAUGUUCAUUGGGACAUGUAUCAAGAUGAUGUCAUGGUGGUUUUCGACGAGCAUCAUCAGACCGAUGAAGAAUAUACUCAUAGGUUUUCCGCUCGUUCCAACGACUCUGGUACAUAUUACUGCACAGCAGAAAAUAAUAUGGGUCGUGCUGUAAGAACUGUUACGGUAAAUGUUCUAGUUCCUGCAUAUAUAGAACCAUUGCCAUGGAAAAAUUUGACAGUUCGAACUGGUGCUACCGUUGUAUUGCCUUGUGACGUUAGUUUCGGAAACCCUGUCCCUUCUGCGAGAUGGCAGUACGUGGCUAAUAACUCAGAUACUGUUGUAUUGUUAAGGGGACAUUCUAAAGGAAACCUGAAUUUAGUUUUAAAGGAUGUAACAAGAAGACAAGAAGGUGCAUACCAAUGUGUAGCGGAAAACGAAGUCGGACCUGACUCCGUAAUAGUUUAUCUUAAAGUGCUAUAAACAUAAGAAAUGCGAUCAUAGUUAUUCAAUAAACAUGUUUUUAAAUUAA
Molecule: messenger RNA, 2713 nt
Organism: Nymphalis io (European peacock)
Lineage: Eukaryota; Metazoa; Arthropoda; Insecta; Lepidoptera; Nymphalidae
Product: hemicentin-1-like
Exons: 17
Coding region: 49-2664 (871 amino acids)
Biological process (GO): homophilic cell-cell adhesion
Cellular component (GO): plasma membrane
Source: RefSeq, a predicted model, not a curated record